AUGUCAAGCCAAUUAUUAAGAAACAGAAAUAGUGAACCAAUUAAAAGAUCAAUCAUAUCAGAUAUCAAAGAUAAAAGAAAAUCAGAUGUCUUAAUAGCUGCAAAAUCUUUAGAUCACGAGGUCCAAAAUGUUAAAAAUUUGAAAAGAUUGUCUAUUGGAUCAAUGGAUCUUUUAAUUGAUCCAGAAUUAGAAUUCACUGUCAAUAACAAUAAAUAUGAUAUUAAUAAUGAUGCUAUCAUCACUACAACAACUACUACAACUGCUACAACUGCCACUACCAUUACUGCUAAUUGUUCAGAGUUUGAAAGUGAUGAAGAUAAUAGUAUUGAGAUCACCAGAACUGAAUAUCUUCAUCAUGAUAAUUCAUCUUCAUCUUUAGUGUUGAGCAAUAAUUUCACCAAUAGUGAUAACCAUUCCAUAUCGGUCGAUUCAGAUAAAAAUCUCAAUAGUCAAUCAGCAAAAGAUAAUAAAAUUAUAUCUAAUAGAAGAUUGAGUGGAGUCGGAUCCUUGAAAAGAGGCUCAAACAAUAUUUAUAGAAACACAAGGAAACCUUCGUCUCAAUUCCAAACACAAGACAAUGAUCUCACUGCCACCAACAACAAUAAAGAAUCUUCUGCUUCAAUUGCCACUGCAAACAAACACAUCAAGAACAAUUUGUUAUGGGUUCCCGCUAGUCAACAUCCACAUGUUAAACCACAAAAUUAUUUAGAAUUGGUUCAAGAUACUUUGCAAAAUAUUAGUUUGGAUUCUGAUAUCAUGCAAACAGCCGACUCGCUGGAGAAUUCAGAAAAUGUUAAGGAUGAUGAUAAACAAGUACAUCAAGGUACAUUGGAUGCAGAUAUAAAUAAAUCUCUAAGAAGACACAGUUCUAUAGUUAAGAGACCCUCAAUACUAAGAAGAUCUUACAAUGGUUACGAAAAUGAUAAUAAAGAAGAUGUAUCGACUUCCAACAAUAAUAAUAAUGAUAACAAUGAUAACAAUAAUAAUGCUGAUAAUAAUAAUAUAAAUCACAAUACAAACAAAAACUCAACCAUAAAUUUUGAAGGUAAAAGAUCUGUCUCAUUGAAAGAUAUAACUGAAGAAUUGACUAGGAUUUCAUACAGUGUAGGAUUAACUAAUAAUGAUGCAAUCACACUGGCCAGGACCCUAAGCAUGACAGGAUCAUACACAAAUCCUGAUCUAUCCGAUAACUCAGAUAGCCUUCAAGAUCUUCACAGUAGCCUAUCAGGCACAGAUAAUGAAAACGAAUUCGCCUCAAAUAUGUUAAUGAAAAAUGGUAUCACAAUCCCAAGCAGAUCUUCCUUAAGAAGAAGUAAAUUCAAUACUUAUAAAAUAAAAGGAGCAACUCCCUCAGGUAUAACCGAUAAAUCAUCUGCUUUGAAAUAUAGCUUAUCAGAUGAACUAUUAGAUAGGAGAAAACAAUUGCCAUUUUUAUAUUCAAACAAAAAAAGUAACACUAAUUAUACCCAUAACAACAAUAACAACAACACUAACCGUAGUAUAAGUGAACAUCACCAAUACUCUAAUAGUACAGAAUCUCCAGGUUCAAUAAGUGAUCUAUAUGAUCAUUAUAGACAUUCUAGCGGUGAUUGGGAUGUAUCUGAUACCACAUCUCAAUUACAUGAUGGGGAAUCUCAUGAAUCACAUACUUCUCAAGAUACUAGUCUCAACUCACAAGAAACAUCAAACGAUAGCGUAUUAUAUAGACCUUCCCAGGGACAACAAUUUAUAUCUGAAAGAUUUACUGAUAAUACAAAGGAACAAAUAGAAAAUGAGAGACCGUGGUCAUGGAUCGAUACAGAAUCUAGCUCGGAUAAUCUACAAAAUUUUACUGAAGAUAGAGAAUCGAUAGAAAUAGAGGGUGACAAGCUAGACAAUGAUGAUCAUCCUGAUUUUAUUAAUUUGAUGGUUGUCACCAAAAAUAAAUCUUCUGAAAAGAUUAAUCAUUCAAAAAAUCGCCAUUUACCAAUAUUUAACUUAAAUUUAUACUCUGAAAGAAAAGAGGAAACCACUAAUACAAAAUCGAAUGAUAAAACAAACACAUCCAAACAAAAAAAUAUGUCUGAUUCUAAUAAUCAUAGUGUCAAUGAACUAAUUGAUUCCAGUGAAUCACUACAAAAUAACUCGACAGCAAAUACCAUCACCACCAACAGCAACAAUAAUAUAAAUCCAAACAAAAAUGAUAAUGUAAAAAAAUCAUUACUAAAUAAUAACAAGGAUGAAAUUCCAGAAACAAGAAAAGAAACAUUAGAGGAGAAAUUUGUAAAAUUAUUUAAGAGAAGACAUCACAGUAAUAAAACCACAGGAUCCUCAAGUAUCAAAGGGUUCUCCAGUAGGUCACAGACUCAAGAAGAACUUAGAAAAAAAAUAUCUAAAUUUAGAUCAAGAAAUAAAAAAGAUCAUGUUAAUAACUCGCCUACAAACAAGAAUAAUCCUACUAAUGAAAAUAAUAUUAAUACGACCACUAUUGAACAGACUAAUCGUGAGAUAAAUACGAACUUUUCAGUAGAUGAUCCAAUUCAUAGGCAAAUAGCCGUAUCUGAACAACCAAAAAUCAAUGUCACAUUACAAGACAUGUCUUAUGAUGGAAAAAGAGCAAAUAGAGAAAAAGAAAAAGGGGAAAAGGGACUGGAAGUCAAAGAAGGAAUAGAAGAAGAAGAAGAAGAAAAAGAGGAAGACACAACUACAUUACCUGCUCUUCAACCCGCUGUCAGUGUUACCAGUUCUAAACAGACAAACUCCUCCCCAACAUCCUUGCAACUGGAAAAUAACACCACCACUCUUACAACCACCUCUGACAAUAAUGGUACUCAUGUUGUGGAGACUGUUUGUGAAUUAGAUGGUGAUGAAUCUCAAGAAUUAAGUAAUUCGGAGUUACAUAUCCAAGAAAAUAACAUCACCACAUUUGUAGAUAAUAAUAACAACCUAUUAAAGAAUGACGCUCAUAACAAUAAUAGUAGCCAUGAAUCAUCUGCAGAUUCUGUAGAGAAUGGAGUUCCAGGUGUAUUACCACCACGUAAAUUGACCUUUGCAGAUGUUAAAAGACCUGAGAGACCUAAUGCACCAAUCCAAUUCACAGAUAGUGCUUUUGGGUUUCCAUUACCCAUGCUGACUGUAUCCACAGUGAUUAUGUUUGACCAUCGGCUUGGAAUCAAUGUGGAAAGAGCCAUUUAUAGAUUAAGUCAUUUGAAGUUAAGUGAUCCAAAGAGAGAGUUAAGACAACAAGUGUUGUUGAGUAAUUUUAUGUAUGCAUAUUUGAAUUUGGUUAAUCAUACAUUAUACAUGGAACAGGCUAAUGCAAACAAUAUUGGGAAUAUGCCGGGUGAUGGAUCACAAAUGAAUACAUAUGGGGAACAUAUAAAUCAACAAAGAAUGGUGGGAUCCAUUGAUGAAAAAUCAAACAUUGAGGCAAACACAAAUGCAAGUACAAGUGCAUAUGGAAAUUCGUAUACUACAGAACAUAAUGAAUCGAAUGAAAGUAUUAUAAUACCUGAUAUUUCCUAA
Arxiozyma heterogenica is the source of this 3504-nucleotide messenger RNA. It is a transcript of the gene ZDS2, whose product is annotated as Zds2p. NCBI's taxonomy places the organism in Eukaryota, Fungi, Ascomycota, Saccharomycetes, Saccharomycetales, Saccharomycetaceae. The transcript has a single exon. Bases 1 to 3504 code for a protein of 1167 amino acids. Gene Ontology annotation, biological process: establishment of cell polarity; positive regulation of G2/M transition of mitotic cell cycle. The record is from RefSeq and is a predicted model, not a curated record. Gene Ontology annotation, cellular component: cytoplasm; cell septum.